Messenger RNA from Mesocestoides corti, 1356 nucleotides. Lineage: Eukaryota; Metazoa; Platyhelminthes; Cestoda; Cyclophyllidea; Mesocestoididae. The record is from the annotation of a GenBank genome assembly.
AUGCCGAGGUGGGCCAGUUUGUUAGCCAUUCUUCUCCUUUUCCGCAUCGUCGGAUGCUACGACGACCAGUACCGAGGGAGUCAGAUCUAUCGACUUCAAAUACCGGAAACCGCGGUGGACUCGGUUAUGGAGGCCCUGGUUUCAGGAGAAGACACCUCGGUGUACGACGUGCUUAGAUCUCCGCGAACACGCGGUGAUUAUGCUGAUGUCAUGGUGAAGUCCACGGCUCUCGAUGACUUCAAGGGGAUCAUCACGACUCACAAGGUCGACGCGCAGUUGAUAGACGAAGACGUUGAAAGGUCAAUCAGACGUGCCAAGCGUGAAAAUUCGCAGGCUUUAUCCCGAAGUCGGUCGCGGAGGUCCGUUGGAAAACGUCUGACUCAUCACGUCUACCUUCCCUUCAAUGUCGUACGAGUAUAUGGUCUUAAAUACGACACAACGAACCCCCCCCAACUGUGCAAACUUACGUUGAAUCAUCUGACAAUGUUUGAUCUUUUGAAGAUGGAGGCUGUUCUUCAUGAAAUUGCCCAGGACUACCAAUUCGUCAGUCUGGAAGAACUCGGUAAGACCGUAGAAAACAGAUCCAUUUGGCUUUUGAAGAUUUCAAUGAAUAAGUCUCUUCCGAUAAUCUGGAUAGAUGCGGGCAUCCACGCUAGAGAAUGGAUUGCUCCGGCUACGGCAUUCUACUUAAUUGACAGACUACUCUCACGUGACGGAGCGUCGAUGCUACGAAAGUACCAAUUCUACAUCGCUCCUCAAAUCAACCCCGAUGGUUACGUCUACAGCUUCUCCAGGAGCCGUUAUUGGCGGAAGAAUCGAAAUCAGACGGGACACAGUGAAUGCUACGGCAUCGAUCUCAACCGAAACUUCCCGUUUCGAUGGGGAUACAGCGGAUCCUCAUCGAAUCCGUGCAGCGACACCUUCAAGGGACUGCGUGGCGGUGACCAGGCGGAGACGCGAAGCAUCAUCACCAAGCUCAGUUCGAUAGCCAAUCAAACAAAGCUCUACCUCACGCUCCACUCCUACGGCCAGUACAUUCUGACGCCCUACGGUUUUCAACGCGGCUUGCAUCCAGCCAACUACGAUGAGUUGAUGCGGUUGGCCUUGAAGAUUAUCUACAAGGUGUGGAAAAAGUGCGGCGAUGUCUACACAACUGGAAGCUCCGCCGAUCUCUUGUACGCAGCUUCGGGCGCAUCGGACGACUUUGCGUGCGGGCAUUUAAACAUUCCUUACAUCUACACAGUCGAGUUGCCAGACGAAGGAGCCUACAACUUUCUACUCCCGCCAGCUUACAUCCCAUUGGUCGGGAAGGAGAUGUGGACAGCUCUGGGUGUCCUUGUGGAAUACAUGAAAUGA